AUGGUAGAAAUACCAUAUUCAUCCCGAGGCCCAGCUGCGCAGUUCUGGCGCUCCAUCGAUUCUGCCAGCGGCGGUCCCGGUGUCAGCAAUCGGCGUGUAACUCUAAUGGCGGCGACCACCUCAACUGUUGCCGGUGAUGCCACAGCAAUGAGCAGUCCGGGUCCCACGCCGACUACUCCAAUUAGUCACCGUCAAUCUCCCGCUGCUCGCUCCGCUCCUGUUUCUCCAGCGCCUCCGCCCCCUCUGCCACCACCGCCGUCUUUUCCACCCACUAGACAGCAACCGCAUCAGCCUCAUUCUAUCAUGCAUUUCCCUCAUCAGCCUGGCAGUGUCGCCUUGAAUACCACCCAUUCUAUGACGCCAGAUCUUCAAAGCCGUUCAUCGCCCCAAACCUUUCAUCAGGAGUCUCUGUCUGGAAUGGGUCCCAGACAGGGCUCUCUGCCUCGCUCUGAUCGAUCCUCAAACUCAUCUGCUGAUGAGUUCGCUCCCCCCUCGCUGCCUCCGAGACGUAAUCCGCCACCACCACCGCCUCGAAGCGGCAGUGGUUUAUGCACCUCGCAGCCUCUAUCGCCACAGCAACCGCCUCAUCAUCAGCCUCAGCAACAGCAUCAUAAUCAAUGUCUAUCACCGGAUCAAAGGCGUUACUCCGCCGCCGCUGUCGCUGCUCGCCAACGUCCCUCUCCGCCCCAGCGCGCCUCGGUGCAGCCCCCUCCGCCCCCACCACCGCCCCCAGAGGUGGUCUCGGAGUCUGUGGAUUUGGAGGUGACUAACGGUCUGCUGCGCCUCCUCUUCGCUCGGUUUGCGGGCACCGCCGCUCCUUCCGCCGGCAUCGGCACCAGCGUGUCUGCUGCGGAGGGCGGAGCACCCGACCUACGACGAGUGGUGGCGCAUCUGGUCCGCAUCGCUCACACAGAGAUUUAUAUCCAACCGCCAAGUCUGCAAACGCCGCAACGGUGUCUAGAGGCCUCGGUGGGACCUAGUGGUGGGUUGUUGGAAAAAAUGGAGGCGUCGAUUUAUGAACAGGCACCGCCUUCAUCUGCCUCCCAUUUACAUUCUGGGAGGGUUUUCGGAACCGACACGGGUGUGGUGAACACAGUAACAAAAGUCCAAAAAGGGAAUAAUCAAAACGACGAGACAGCCUCUAUCUCCUCUUCCUCCUCCGCCUCUUCGGAUUCAGCAUCUUCUAGCGAUGAGGAAGAGGACGAAGCAGAUGUUGAAGGCGCGGACUGUGACCUCUACGAGGGUGUAGGAGGCAACGCCAGUUCCCAUGGAGCGGGUGCGCCGAGUUCUACCGCCUCCACUCCCCUCUCCGCCCCUAAGGCUGUCUCCCCUGCCAUCGCCAAUGCGUCUGUUUCACAACAGGCAAACUCAUCUACACUACUGACGGUCGCGGAGUUGCAUGCGCUUCCACAGAAUACGACUAUCAAAUGUCUCAAGGCUUCUGCUAUGCAGGCGCUCAUCACACUGGUCUCUGCUUACCAUCUUGACCCGGCACUGCGCCGACGUGAUUUGGACAUAGCUCAACUCUUGGCGCGCAUACAGGUGUACACAAUGACACAGAGCGAACGCGUAGUCGCGGCCCGAGGCGCGGCGGUCGCGGGAGCGGAGGGCCGACUCUCGCCUGACGAUGGGCAGCGCGCCGCGCCCACCCACGUGCCUGUGCCUGAAGUGGCCGCUCUCGUUCGCCUCUCCUUCCAUCCAAAUCAUCGGCAGGCUAUUUGUGAUCUCGGUGGCCUGCAUGCCCUUCUAAGCCUUCUACGAUGGGAGCACGCAUGGUGGCAGUUGCGAGGUGAGCGCGGCCACGUUAACGCCCUCGCCGGCCCAAACAACACCUCCCAGGUGCACUCUACCACCCCGCCUACGAGUGCGGGUUUGGGUGCUGCACCCUUAGGCCAAUCAGCUUCCGCAACGGUGGUAGCUGUGGUGGAGCGCGGAGAGACGGCGGCUGUGACGGGGCCUAUGACGACGGCGGAGGCGAGUUUGGCCCUGCGUCGCUAUAUCUGCGUGGCUCUCACGAAUCUCACCUUUGGUGCGCCCGCUAACAAGGCCUUUGUGUGCAAACGGCGUAGUCAUUUGGAGGCGCUUAUCGCCCAACUGGAGGUUGGCAGUGAGGAGUUGAAACAGGCGAGUCUCUCCUGGUUUAGGUUUUUUCGACGAUUGGAUGACUUGGAGAUCAAAGUGGCAGCAAGCGUGCUACGCAACCUGAGUUGGCACACGGACGCAAGAAGCAAGGCGGCUCUGCGUCGGGCACAGGCGGCCACGCGACUCACCCGUGCAGUGCUCUCGGCACAGCGGGAGGCUACUCUUCGCACCACCCUCAACGCCCUCUGGAACCUCUCCUCUCAUUCCACUGCCAACCGCAAGGCUGUCUCCAGUGUAAACGGAGCUCUUGCUUUCUUGGUAUCAACCCUUGAUGCCAAAAAUCCCAACAAGGACGUGGAAAUUAAAGCCAAUAGUGGAGGCGUCUUACGUAACCUCUGUCCCGUGAUUGUCAAUAGCCUGGAGUAUCGGGCAGUGCUUCGGACGCACAACUGCAUCUCAAUUCUUCUGGAACAGCUACGGACAUCACCAAGCGUUACGGUUGUGGUAAAUGUCUGCGAGGUUUUGGGGGCGCUCUCGGCGACACCCCUUCGUGACGCUAAACCCAGUUCAGCUCUCCUGUUUGAGUCCGCUACCACGGAUCAAGCUCUAAUGAUCCGUCUGGGCGCUCUCGAUAUUCUCCAUCGCCUGGCACACUCUCGUCAUCGCUAUGUUGUCAGUAGUUCCAAACAGGCUCUGGAAAACCUCGAACGAGCCCACGUUCUCAUAAAGAACCAGCGUGUGGUUCCCUACCCUGCCAACACAGAGGCUUCCUCCUUCAAUCCCCCCACCACAACUACCAGUCCUGUCACAAGUAACCAAUCCUCUCCCGGUUCCACUUCUCCUGCUUCACCGGCGGAGCAGGUCUACCGUCGGCGGAUGAGCAAUCGGUCGCACCUACGCUUUGGUCUGCUCUCCGUGGUUCUAGAGACUGACGAUGACUUCGAGGAGGAGGAAGAGAGUAGUGAUGAGGAAUCUAGUAGCGACGAAGAUGAAGAGGAGGGAGCUGAUGAGGUGGAUAGUGUUCCGGAGGAGGAACGAAGCACUGAGUGCUCCUCAAAGGUAUCGGAAGCUGGUGGAGAGGAGGAGGCGGAGUUCAAACUACCAGAGUAUCCUCCCACUCCCGAUGAUCAUCAUGUGAAUACCUCGGUGGAGAAACCGCCAACUCCGCCUCCACCACCUGGCUAUGCUCAAGGGUCAGUGGAAGAGGAGGAACAAGCGUGCGUGUACGCGGAAGAGGGGACACCCUUUGGACCCUCUGCCCGGGCUUCCACGCUUGAUCUACGUUCGCCUCCAAAACCGGAGACUUCUAUUGUUUAUGACAACUUUAUUCCCUCACAACGCCGCUCCGUUCACCCCUAUGUCAACGUCGAUAUUUCAAGCAAAAGCACCGCGCUAAAACAGGUCUCUUCCAGUGAAGUCUCUUCUCCCGGUUUUGAGACUUCUUCCACUGGAGUCGUUCUGGAGACUCCACUCAUGUUUUCCAGAGCUACUUCCUCGUGUAUCUCAUCAGUCGAUUUCGGACCUCUUCCACCGAUUGAGUCAUCACCAGAGAGUGUUUACUCUGUUGCUUUGGAUGAUGAUGAUGGAGAUCCAAAUGAGGCAAUUGCUCUUGGCACGAGUCCUAGUAAUCUUCCCCCUUCAUUGAUUGAUGAUGGAAAGAAAUCCACGGCACUAGAUAACGAGGAAAAGAUGGGUGUGGUGGAGGAGGAGACUCAGAUAAUGUUCGCAGAAGAAGGUUCCCCACUGGACAGCAGUUCCCUUAGUGGCGACCGCGAGUCUGCAGUGGCUGCGCCACCGAUGUGGAGUGCUCCAGAAUCCACAGUGGACAGUGUUCAGUCCUCUCAUAACAUACUUCAGCAGUGCAUCGCUUCGGUGAUGCCCUCUGCUUCAUUGACAACUCAGCAAACAGUCGGUUAUCCAGAUGAUGGUGUAGGUGCUGCAGCCGCUCCCACCGAGGACACAAUGCAGUCCUUCGCAGUAGAAGGCACACCAUUUGUCUUCUCCACAAAGAAUAGUUCACUUAGCGACGUUUCGAUCACGGAUCUGGAAGGCGGUUGCGGAGGCACUUCUGUUUCAUCAGAACUUUCGAAAUCGGCGUCACCAAGACAAUCAAUGUUGAAGGCCGAGGUGUACACAUGCUCUACGGAGGAUGCAAGCUCCGUAAACGAGGCAGAGGAAGAGGAAGGGUCUGUGAACCUUCUCUCCGAAGUCAUCCAGUCGGCGUUACCGAAACAGGGCGGAUAUGCGACAGCGGGAGGACGAACUGAGGUCGUUAAUAUCGAUAGUGCUGAAGACGUUUCGGCGAUGGGACAUAAUAAGACAAUCGGUGGGAGUAAGCUAGUUGCUCCAAGGAUUGGAUUUGGGCACCCCAUGCAACAGAGGAGACCACAAGCUACUGUGGCCCCGAUGCGACAACGAAAUACUGAAGGAGAGCAAACGGUGUCUGCCGAUGAGACCACGAAAUCCGAAGGAAAACAGAGUUGCGGAAGUGAUGCUGACAACUCCUCCUUCUCUUCGCUCCUAAGUAUCGAGUCUGUCGGUGUUGAAACUAGUCUUCUUCAAGAAUGCAUUUCUUCGGCAAUGCCAACACCUAGACUCCCAAUUUCAUCCUCCAGCCGUGGGAUUGUUGAAGCCAAAAUCGCAGAACCUUCUCGACAGCCUUUUGGCUAUUCGCUUCCAGCUCCAUCCGCGACUGCACCAAUCACGACACCGGUCUCACCGCAUUCACAAUCACCUUCUCCACUCGCCGUGUCUGAAAUUGCAACAGGCCAUAGACAGCAGCAAAGUCAGCAACAGCAUCAAGUUCUGCUUCAACCACGCCGGCAUCAGAUGACGUCUAUCAGCAGUAGUAGUGCAGGGGGCAGUGUCAGCGGACUCCGAAGGGCGGGACAUUUUUUAGCUCAUGGUUCCGGCACUGCAGACGCUCAUACCAGCAGGCCGGAGACCACCCAGAUCCAAGUCAACAGCCCUUCCACCAUCGUCGUCACCAACGCCACCAGUCGCCUUGCCCAAAUGGGGAAACAGACGAACGUGAAGACGGUCGUGGGAUCAGCAGUGGCCCCAGCUCGCGACAACGUAGCAGUGCGAGCUCUAAGGGCUCCUCACUUAAUGUCUGGCAUCGCCUCACGAGACAGCGCUAAGACAUCUUCAGGCGCUGCUGCUAUCUCUGUUAGCACCAACAUACCCACUACUGUUUUGAAGCCCUUUGAAGUGGACAAGAAGGGGAAUGAAGACGAGUUCUUCCCACUGCCUCCACCCUCGUGUAACUUUGACGCUGACGAUGAUUCUGUGACUUUGGUGGGCGACAGCAGCCCACCUUGGAGACCGUCUCCACCAUCUACACCAUCUCCCCAUGGCGACAAUACUGUUGAAGAUCAGGACGAUGAGUUGUUGGAUCUCGACGCAGUAAUGAAUCAAUCCGGUGGCAACUUUGAUCUAGAAGAGGAGUCUCAGAAAACAUCUGAACUUCUGCCACUGAAGGACUCGACCACUCCGUUAAGCAUCAAGCCGCCUACCAUGAUAGCACCUAGCAACCGUCAGAUCGCCAGUUCGAGCUCGAGUUUCUUGCGACCACCCACCACGGGACUCCGUAGGCCCGCCACUGGGUUACUCUCCCGUUCAAGACCAACUGCUGCAUCAUCUUUAACCUCCUCCGCAUCAUCCUCGACUUCCGUCUCACCUCAGCGUCCGCCUGGCGUUAGGACCCAAUCGGCCACUCCGUCUCCAUCCGCUAUUAGCGGUAGUUUACCUCAGUCCUCCAAGUUCCACUUGACUGCUUCUUCCACCUCUUUGCCUCGACUUGGAACUCCAUCGACAAGAAGAACACUGACCGAAGGAACGCGGUCACUGGUGGCUAAGCGCUCUAUUUCCGCCACCGGCAGUAUGACCUCUGGCCUCGCUACGCCUUCCCGUUACGCCACCACACCUGCACCAUCGGCGUCGAUGACUACGCGUAGCCUCGGUGUCAGUCAGUCUUGUAGCAUUGGAAACAUGGGAUCAGCGCGUAGUGCACCACGGCCUGGUCUCAAGCCAUCACCGUCCUCCACUCCCACCAUAAGUGUGUCGAAAAAGCCAGCUAUGGCAGCUGUUCCGAAAAAGGUAAUCAGGACGGGAGCUCGCAGCGAGGCACUGGCAGAGGAGAGACAGCAACUGCGUCUCCAGGAGGAAGCAAAAGGAGUCCGUGGAGGGCGCAAGGUUUCUGCCUCAACAGUUCGAAAAUCAAGGAUGACUGAAACCCCCUCUGCCCACCACACUACCCCAGCCAAAGGGAUCAUCCCUUCACCGCAUCUAGCCCCAAUGUCUGUCGUUCGGCAGAAAUCCGGAUUAAACACCAUUCGUCCAGUCAGCCAGACUUCUCUGCCGUCUCCAACACCGACGACGUUGGUCACCGAACGGGCCGCAACGUCCGGUCUGAAACCGCCCGGUUUUUCAUCGUCUUCCCCGAGUGGCUCAGCGCUCCGCCCCCCACAGACACGCAUCGCUAGGCCUCCACCGGCUUCUACGUCACCAACACCAACAUUGAAGACUCCUCCCUCUUUAGCGGUUGUUCAAACGGCGGACCAGUGGAUUGUCCGGCGUGAACUUACCAGCUAG
This is a messenger RNA of Echinococcus granulosus, 6675 nucleotides long. Its product is annotated as Adenomatous polyposis coli protein 2. Bases 1 to 6675 code for a protein of 2224 amino acids. The transcript has 16 exons. Gene Ontology annotation, molecular function: gamma-catenin binding; beta-catenin binding; microtubule binding. The record is from RefSeq and is a predicted model, not a curated record. Lineage: Eukaryota; Metazoa; Platyhelminthes; Cestoda; Cyclophyllidea; Taeniidae. Gene Ontology annotation, biological process: pattern specification process; regulation of cell differentiation; nervous system development. Gene Ontology annotation, cellular component: beta-catenin destruction complex; catenin complex; cytoplasmic microtubule.